Molecule: messenger RNA, 1104 nt
Organism: Dermacentor silvarum
Lineage: Eukaryota; Metazoa; Arthropoda; Arachnida; Ixodida; Ixodidae
Exons: 5
Coding region: 55-1104 (349 amino acids)
Source: RefSeq, a predicted model, not a curated record
GUCGCCGCUCCCGUGGUCUGUAAAAUUUUGCACUCGACUGUGCAUGUGCACGUUAUGGCUCCUCCUCGCAAAAUACGAACCGCUGCAGAAGAAGCGGAACGUAGAGCUAUCCGCGCCGCUAAAGCCAGGCAACGUCGGGCUGAGCAGAGAGCAGCGCAAACCGCAGCUGGCCGUCGACGCCAGGAAUACAAUGCAGUUCGUUCUCGUGAAAACGACGCAAAGAUACUUCGCCGCGAAGACCCUCUAGUGCGUGCAGCAAAAAAUGAGGCCCGGAAGCUUCGCCGCGCAGACCCUCACGUGCGAGCAGUCGAAAAUGAGGCCCGGAAGCUUCGCCGCAGCGAACCCGAGGUGCGGGCGUGGGAGAACCUGUCGAGGCAACUGCGCCGCCAAGACCCUUACGUGCGAGCAGCCGAAAAUGAGGCCCGGAAUCUUCGCCGCGGAGAUCCCGGGGUUCAGGCAUGGGAGAAAUUGUCGAGGCAACUUCGCAGAGAAAACUUGGCGAUGCUUCGUCGAGAAGACCAACAGGUGCGUGCUGCCGAAAGCGUUGCCCGACACCCUCGGCGACAAGAACCCGCGUUUCACAUUGGCUCCUGGGAAUCAUCAGAAACACUCCCAUGUUCAUCAAAAAGCAGCUGUCCAAGCACAGACUCGAGAGAUGCAACUACGACCGAUAGUGAGCAGCAUGCAGCCUCUGUGAUGGAGCGUCACUGUCCGGUCAGUGCUGCUCGAACGGGGCAAGCCACACAAAAGGACACCGAGGCAGUUGCCACAUCUACGUUGUGCUCCGUUGCAGUAGAGUCUGCAUGCACGGAGGCCAGCGUAGAAAAUACGUCAGCAGUCGAGCAGACUGCACCCAAUGCUGCGUCGCAUGCGGAGGAGAAAGGACCCACAAACGCGAUGAGCCUAGGUGACCUCAUCAUGGCUGCCAAAGCGGCAUGCCAUGCCCCUCCCAAGGUCGACGGUCAGGUCAAGGUUGCUGUGCAGUGCAGCUUGCCUGUGGCUGACAAGUCUGUCGGCUGCUCCUUCAUGGCACGGAGCGAGUCGAGGAGCAUGCAGACUACCGAGACUGUGCAUCUGUCAAGGUCUUCCUCAGGUAGGCAGUGA